Messenger RNA from Ipomoea triloba (trilobed morning glory), 2025 nucleotides. RefSeq names its product C-type lectin receptor-like tyrosine-protein kinase At1g52310. NCBI's taxonomy places the organism in Eukaryota, Viridiplantae, Streptophyta, Magnoliopsida, Solanales, Convolvulaceae. The record is from RefSeq and is a predicted model, not a curated record. Gene Ontology annotation, molecular function: protein tyrosine kinase activity; ATP binding. The transcript has 5 exons. Gene Ontology annotation, biological process: protein phosphorylation. Bases 129 to 1751 code for a protein of 540 amino acids.
AACUACCCUUGUCAGAACGCAAAAGACCUACCAAAGUCUUCCUACCAAUAGACUCAACCUUGAAAUGUGAAAUUCUGAAGCUAAUCACAAAACCCUAACCCCCAUUUUCUUCUUUUCUGCUCUCCGAAAUGCUCAACUGUUUCCUGCUCUCUCUGCUCCUCGCAAUCUCCUGCUUUCUGCUUCGAUCCGGGGCUUCAUACUCUGUUUCUAACUCCUCUCAAAACCUAGCUCAAGUUAAAGAAUCAUGUGAUCCUGGUUGGUCUAGUGGCCCAAGUGGGACAAAGUGUUACAAGUAUAUUUCAAACUCAGACUCAUGGGAUGACUCUGAGACUAACUGCACAAAUUCUGGAGGAACACUAGCAGCUAUAACAUCCCUGGAAGAACUUACUUUUGUUCAGAAGCUUUGUGUUGAAGUCACAAAGGGAUGCUGGGUUGGAGGAAGGAGCAGCAAUAACACUGGUGGUCUGGGUUGGAAAUGGUCUGAUGGCACAUCUAAUUGGAAUGUGAAUCUCAGUCCUAAGGUGACUAACAACUCAAGUUGCCAGAAUUUCACAUGCAACAUUGAUAGUGCGGUGGACAUCUGCACACUAGUGACAAAUGGAACUUCAGUACUCAUAGCUGAGAGAUGCAAUGUGUCUCAUGCAUUCAUAUGCAUGGUUAAUGCUGGGAGCAAAUGUCACAAUAUGCGCUGUCACAGGGAAUAUCUGAUUAUUCUUGCUGUUGUGAGUGGUUUAAUCCUCUGCAGUACUAUGGCUGUUGUAAUAUGGCUUCUCAUCUAUAAACGAAGUAAAAGACGUAAGAGAUCACGUGCAGCAUUAGCAUUAGUUCCUCCAUCAUGGAAAAUCUUUACCCGUGAGGAAAUAAAGUCUAUUACAAAGAAUUUCAGUGAAGGAAAUCGUCUCAUUGGGGAUGCCAAAACAGGCGGUACGUAUAGUGGAGUUUUACCUGAUGGAUCAAGGGUGGCUGUUAAAAGGCUGAAAAGGUCUGGGUUUCAGAGAAAAAAGGAGUUCUAUUCUGAAAUUGGAAGGGUGGCAAGACUUCAUCAUCCAAACCUUGUUGCAAUCAAGGGAUGCUGUUACCAUCAUAGUGAUCGCUACAUAGUGUACGAAUUUGUAGCAAAUGGACCCUUGGAUAGAUGGCUGCACCAUAUUCCUAGAGGGGGCAGGUGUUUGGACUGGACCAUGAGGAUGAAAAUUGCCACAACUCUUGCUCAAGGAAUUGCGUUCCUCCAUGACAAGGUGAAGCCACAAGUAGUGCAUCGAGAUAUUCGUGCAAGUAAUGUGCUCCUUGAUGAGGACUUUGGUGCUCAUCUCAUGGGUGUUGGUCUCUCUAAAUUUGUUCCAUGGGAAGUAAUGCAUGAGAGGAGGGUCAUGGCAGGCGGGACAUAUGGAUAUCUUGCUCCAGAAUUUGUUUAUAGAAACGAGCUUACUACAAAGAGCGAUGUCUAUAGCUUUGGAGUACUCUUGCUUGAAAUUGUCAGCGGACGCAGGCCAGCACAAGCUGUUGACUCAGUCGGUUGGCAAAGUAUAUUCGAGUGGGCUACACCUCUGGUUCAAGCUCACCGCUAUGUGGAGCUCUUGGAUCCUCUUAUAUCCUCGUCUUCCUCUUCACAAAUUCCCGAAGUUGGAGUAGUUCAGAAAGUAGUCGACCUCGUAUACUCUUGCACACAACAUGUACCAUCCAUGCGGCCCAGAAUGUCGCACAUUGUCCACCAACUGCAGCAGUUGGCCCAGCCCCCCAUUGUAAAGUAAGUUAAAUUUGUAGUUGCCUAGCUAGCUAGAUUGUAAUUCAUAUUUAGAGGACACAUGUGGGUGGGUGUUUUUCUCUACCCCUAUUAGCUCUAGUUUUCUAAAUGUCAGGUAAAAUAGAGGGGAAUAACAAAAACUAAAAAUAGCAGUCUCAAUGUUUAGCUAGUUGUAGGGUUGAAUGCAUGAUGAACUGUUGUCUGUCUAAUCUUUUGUAUUUCUGGGAAUCAACUUCUGAUUUUAUACCAAUUUCAGAACUAAACUUUAUACCCCAGCUUAA